ACAUCAUUUCUUUGUGGUCCAAUUUGUUAUAAUAGUGUUGCUUGGUUAUCAGCUUAUGAUUGGAUAACACAUAUGUUACUUCCAUCAUUAUUAAUACCAUUAGCAAGUAUUACUUUGUUAUUAAGAGUUUUAAUUCAAGCGAAGAAAAUGAGAAGAACAUUAAAUUGUCGAUCAACAAGAAAAUUAACAUUACAAUUAAUGGUUAUUUCAAUUUUUUAUUUAUUAUUUUGA
This is a messenger RNA of Rotaria sp. Silwood2, 231 nucleotides long. Lineage: Eukaryota; Metazoa; Rotifera; Eurotatoria; Philodinida; Philodinidae. The record is from the annotation of a GenBank genome assembly.